AUGUCUACCGUUCAAUCUUCCUAUCAAUGCGCUUUCAAAGCCUUGGUCGUUCAAGUGUUGAAUUCAAUUAGACAAGAACAAUCGAUGAUUGAAUCUCACAUGAUUAUGCCUCCAGAUUUUGUAUCUGGUGUUUUUGAAAAUGGAAAAACUUCUUUGAUUGAUCAUGAAGAGAUUAAGGAUGUUUCGGAAUUUAAGAAUGCGCUUAGAGA
This is a messenger RNA of Dentiscutata erythropus, 209 nucleotides long. The record is from the annotation of a GenBank genome assembly. NCBI's taxonomy places the organism in Eukaryota, Fungi, Glomeromycota, Glomeromycetes, Diversisporales, Gigasporaceae.